AUGUCGCAUGCGUAUACCCAGGCGGGAAAGGUGCUGCAGAUGGUCCAUGCCCAUAAGGUCUCUCUCAAGAAUGCUCUCCUCACUACGGGUGACAAGCCCGCCACGCUCCGCAAGGUCUAUGCCCUCGUCUUUGAGACGCUCAAGUGGAAGUCGGUGCUGGCCUCGGUGGUGGCUGCUGUGCCCGAGGUGGCUCGCGCAAGCAUGUUCAAGAACGAGCGCUCGCGAUGGGUGGCGUACGUCGCGCUGUACGAUUUACUGUUUGGGAAGAAGAAGAUCGAGGGCGGGGGCAAGGUGAAGAAGCUGCUGAUGGGCUCAAAGUCUCGCCUCUCGACCGCGCUGGCCCGCAUCAAGAUCAAAGCCAAGGCCAAGUCCGACAUCGACCUGCUCCCGGAGCACAUCCGGUGCAUGCCGCUCAUUCCGCGCUACGCCCGCGUCAACACCCUAAUCGCCUCGGUCGACCUCGUUCUCGAGCACUACACCACUCUUGCUGUCGACCCCUUUGUUGAGGUGAGCCUCGACGUCGCCAUGGCAGCCUGGAUGGCCAAGAGCGACGAGGGCAAGCGCAUGGUCGCUCGCGAUGACAUCCUCAGCGACAUGCUCGUCUACCUCGGUGGUGGCAUCAUCCUGCAGGACAAGGCCUCGUGCUUCCCGGCGGCUCUGCUAGCGCCGCCGCCGCACGCCUCGGUCAUCGACGCUUGCGCCGCUCCAGGCAACAAGACCUCGCAUCUCGUUGCCCGCAUGGGCGGCGACGGCCGCGUCAUUGCCUUUGACAAGUCGCGUACCCGCAUGGCCACGCUCCGCAAGCUCACUGCCCGUGCCCACGCCGCAGAUACCAUUGACUCGCGUGUGGGCAACUUUCUAGAGGCCUCACUCACAGACCCGGACCUUGCCGCUGUUACCCAUCUGCUCGUCGAUCCGUCGUGCUCCGGCUCGGGCAUCGUCUCGCGCCAGGACGCACUCGUCGGCCCGCUCACCACCGACAAGCCGCGCCGCAAGCCAGUCCCCGGCCCGAAAGGCGCUGGUGACGAUAGUGACGACGAUAGUGACGAGGAGGAGGGCACAGACCCGGGUGUCCAGGAGGCUGGCCACAUCGAUGUCGUCGCCUCUACCGCGCACGAAGACGACAACGAGGGCCAGCGCCGCCUCGAGGCCCUCGCCGCCUUUCAGAUCGAGGCCAUGCAGCAUGCCAUGUCGUUCCCGGCUGCACGCCGCAUCACCUACUCCACCUGCUCCAUCCACGUGACAGAGAACGAGGCCGUUGUCCACACUCUGCUCGAGUGGGGCGCGUCCCGCGGCUGGCGGCUCGCAGAGCCUGAUGGCGAGCUCGCCGCCUGGGCGCGCCGCGGCGACCCCAACGCCUGGCGCGCCUGCCCUGUUGCCACCGCUGCCGCCGCCACCGCCACCGCAGCUGGCUCUGCCUCCUCGCAGGCAUCUCUUUCCGGAGCUGAUCUCCUCGCCCAGCUGAUGGGAACCUCGUCGGCUCCCGCUUCCAAACCCGCCGCGCCCACCUCGGCCGCGCCCUUGCCCGCCUCCACCGGCUGCUCGCUCUGCGACGACAUCGCCGCUCGGGUCAUUCGCACCGACCCCGCCGCUGACCACACUAUCGGCUUCUUUGUCGCCCUCUUUGAGCGUGACGAUCCUGAUCCCUCCGCAUCGGCAGCCCGCAAGCGCAAGCGCCAGUCCGAGCCCAUCCCCGUCCCCGCCAACCCGCCGCAGGCGAACAAGAUCGAGCCGUCCACCAAGAAGCAGAAGAGCAAUAUCAAGGGCCAGGCUAAGGGCAAGAGCAAGGGAAAGGCAAAGAAGAUCAAGAACAAGCAGAACGUGUUGUAA
This is a messenger RNA of Thecamonas trahens ATCC 50062, 1830 nucleotides long. RefSeq names its product NSUN5 protein. Gene Ontology annotation, biological process: rRNA base methylation. Bases 1 to 1830 code for a protein of 609 amino acids. The record is from RefSeq and is a predicted model, not a curated record. Gene Ontology annotation, molecular function: methyltransferase activity. Lineage: Eukaryota; Apusomonadida; Apusomonadidae. Gene Ontology annotation, cellular component: nucleolus. The transcript has 3 exons.